UAAAAAUGAAAGAAAUAUAUCUUGCAGAAAGCAUUUCUUUGCAGAAGUUCAAGGUGUUUUCUUCAGUUGUUCGUAAAAUAGUGGAACUCGGUAGCAUAGAAACGCAACUGUUCGUAAUUUAAAACUGACCGUGGUAGUGCAAUGAAAGUUUGACUUUUAAGAAAAAUCAGACGAAGGCUACUUAGUGAAUAAGAAUUUUUCCAAGAAGUGUAAACAGAUAAUCAUAUAAGUGUAUUGCUGGUCCCUUCGAAUGAAAAAUGAAAAUGCAGAUUAUUAAGAAACUCAUUUUUUUGUCAACCUUCGUUACUUUAACUGUGUGUCAAAUACCUUCGUUUGGCGGUUGUCCUAAAUACCAAUCCAUGCCUGAAUUUAAUAAAGAUCGGUUCUUAGGGAAGUGGUUCGAAGCCGAACGCCUUUUCACAGUUACAGAACUCGCUUCAAAAUGUAUUUCAGCAACGUAUGAAAAACGACCUGAUGGGCAAAUCUGGAUAGAUAAUUCUAUUACCAAUCGAUUCACUGGAGUUGAACGGAAAAUUUCCGGGUUGAUGAAAAUGAGUGGGAAGUUCGGUGAAGGCACUUAUAAUGUACGUUACAAUUCCCUGCCAAUCAACUACGAUACAACUUUGAAUGUGCUUGAUACUGAUUAUGAUAGCUUUGCGGUCAUAUAUUCAUGCAGCGCGUUAGGUUCUGUUGGCCACACCCAAUCAGUUUGGGUUAUGACCAGAGAGCGUUUUCCUACUGGACCAACUCUUCAGAAAGCUUAUGGAGUUUUGGAUAAAUUCAGAAUUACACGUUCAUUCUUCAUUAAAACUGACCAAUCAGAUUGUGAAAUAUUACCCCCGCCCGUUGAGGCUUAUGAUCCAACAUCACCGAAGCCGGAGAGCUCUGGAACUGUAUCUUAGUCUGCCAUAAACCAUCUUUAAAUUUAUCUAUACCUAUUUAUGUAUUUAUAUUUUAAAUAACUAUUUAUAUGUCAUUUAUUUAUUUACCUUUUUAUUUAUUAAACCUAUAUGUGUUUAUUUCUCAUGUAGUUUCAAACGUAAGCAUACGGUAAACAUGGGAAUAUAGACAAAAUAAAACAUUGCAAAUGAAAACUCAA
Messenger RNA from Hermetia illucens (black soldier fly), 1099 nucleotides. RefSeq names its product apolipoprotein D-like. The record is from RefSeq and is a predicted model, not a curated record. Gene Ontology annotation, molecular function: pigment binding. The transcript is spliced from 4 exons. Bases 258 to 902 code for a protein of 214 amino acids. Lineage: Eukaryota; Metazoa; Arthropoda; Insecta; Diptera; Stratiomyidae.